Molecule: messenger RNA, 1327 nt
Organism: Acipenser ruthenus (sterlet)
Lineage: Eukaryota; Metazoa; Chordata; Actinopteri; Acipenseriformes; Acipenseridae
Gene: ch25h
Product: cholesterol 25-hydroxylase
Exons: 1
Coding region: 196-1023 (275 amino acids)
Biological process (GO): cholesterol metabolic process; sterol biosynthetic process
Molecular function (GO): C-4 methylsterol oxidase activity; iron ion binding; steroid hydroxylase activity
Source: RefSeq, a predicted model, not a curated record
AGACUAGAAGUCUUUUUCAAUGCAUUUACAUUAUUGUUUCUAAAUUGUAUUUAUUUUGGUUGGCUGGCUUUCAGGUUUUUAUGGGCUGAUCAGUUUUCAGUUUGUAUUUCCUCUCGUCAUGCAAAGGGCGGGUACUGAGUCUGAUUUAAAGGACGCUGCUAGAGCAGACAACACCAUUCAGAGAAUAAGAACAGGAUGAACGGGAAUAAUCAUUCUCUUCUACACGACUGCACUGCUACCAGCAUGCAGGACACGCUGGUACUGCAGAACACGUGGGACCUAAUGAGAGCCAAUGACAACUUGCUUAAAUCAUUAUUCUUUCCAGUAAUUUUCUCUUUCACAGUCUACAUGGGAUUUUGCUUACCAUUUGUGCUGUUGGAUGUCCUCUCACCUAAAAUGACUUGUUUAAGAAAGUACAAGAUACAGCAACAGAAUUACCCUACUUGGGCAAUGAUGCGAAGCUGCAUAAUGCAGACUGUCUACAACCACAUUGUCUUCAUUUUUCCAUUGACUGUCGCUCACUGGUACUGGAGACCUGUCAGUUACCCGGUGCAAGCCCCGGGGCUCGUGAAAGCACUAUUGGAUAUUUUCGCAUGUCUGUUGCUGUUUGAUUUCCAGAAUUUUGUCUGGCAUUUGAUGCAUCACAAAGUUCCUUGGCUUUACAAAAACUUCCACAAGGUUCAUCACAAGUAUACAUCCACGUUUGCACUGACCACUGAGCAUUCCGGUGCCUGGGAGACGCUUUCCUUGGGAUUCUUCGCUGCCAUCAACCCCUUGCUGUUGAACUGCCAUCCUUUGACAGAAAUGAUGUUCUUUGUUGUCAACAUUUGGCUGUCUGUUGAAGAUCAUUCUGGUUAUGAUUUUCCAUGGUCUACCCAUAGACUCGUACCAUUUGGACUUUUUGGUGGGGCGCCACACCACGACGGUCAUCACAUGAAGUUCAAAUUCAAUUACGCACCUUAUUUUACACACUGGGACAGACUCUUUGGCACUUUGUUGAAAACCCAAGUUAAAGACCACUAAAUGAACAAAACAUUUAAGAAGCAAUACUAAAAUGUUCCUGCUGGGCAGUAACAAUAUAUAUAGACCCUAUGUGUGUGUGUGUGUGUGUGUGUGUGUGUGUGUGUGUGUGUGUGUGUGUAAGUGUGUCAGAUAUUUAAAUUAUUUAUUUUAUAUUAAAAGAAUGCAUAUUUUAUUUCAAAUCUAAUCUAAUUUAUUAUUGUUAUUGUUAUUGUUAUUAUUAAUACAUUAUUGCUAAAUUAUAAAUUUACAAAUGCUGUCUGUUUUUUUCAUAUGAAGUAAAAUAUAGUAAAAUAUUUACAUUUUA